This is a messenger RNA of Leptinotarsa decemlineata (Colorado potato beetle), 2269 nucleotides long. RefSeq names its product O-acyltransferase like protein. Lineage: Eukaryota; Metazoa; Arthropoda; Insecta; Coleoptera; Chrysomelidae. The record is from RefSeq and is a predicted model, not a curated record.
UAUUAUAUUUGGUGUUUUCUUAAUGUUAGGUGUGAGCCUCAUUCAAUGUUUGCCAGAUUGUAAACAUGACAAUGUUCCACCCAUAUUCGCCGCAGAUAAUUUUUCGGUAUGCAAGAGUGAUGGCAAUCUUUUCUGCAGGAUGAAAUUUUCCCUGAUACCCAUGAACAAUAAUACUAACACAUGGAAAAUUGUAGAGAAGUCUAAGAACUACAAACACUGCUUCAGACGUGAUAUUGUAUACCGCUUUCGGUGCCUAUCGAAUGUACUCGAAGAUGAGACAGAAAUACAACUCGAAGCAACGAAGAAAGAAAACAGCCUGCUCAAAAAUUUCUCAAUGACAGCUCAUUUGGAUUCUCUGUGCUGUCAUAAUUAUUCUAGAGUGGACCAUUUGACUCCAUACGACUAUAUCUUAAUGGUAAUAUUGAUUGGCUACCUAACCCUAGUGGGUUAUGCAACAAAGAUAGAUUUGGAACAAUCACAUGAGCCAUCAAAAAUGGGUGGAAAAUUCUUUUCAUAUUUCUCGAUUGUAAAUCAAUGGAGGAACCUGAAAAAGCCUAUAACUGACCCAGAAUAUAACCAGAUGAAAUGUUUGCAAGGAGUGCGGACAUACACGAUGGCUUUAGUGAUAGUUGGACACACUUUAACAGGAGGUCUUCUAGGUUAUGUGACAAAUGAAAAUUAUGUGGAAAAGUUUUAUGUGAAUGUGUCGACAAGAGCAAUCGUGAAUCUAUUGCUCCUUUUAGUACAAACGAAUUUCAUGAUAUCAGGGUGGUUGACAGCUAAAAUGGUGUACAACCAUGUGGAAAAGAAUGGAAAAGUAACGCUCCAGUUUGUAAUCAAGAAGAUAAUUGGAAGAUAUAUGAGGUUAUUUUCUUGCUUGGCGUUCGUUAUCUGCCUCGAGAUGAGCAACUGGACAAAGGUGUUGGUUGCUCCACCACCCAUUGAAUCCUUCGAAAUGGACUACAAUGCUUGCCAGAAAAAUUGGUGGGCUUCAUUACUUCUGAUAAACAAUAUAUUCAAGUCAUCUGAAAUGUGUAACCUAGGGCUCUGGUACCUAGCAAAUGACAUUCAGUUUUAUGUGUUAUCCUUGGUAACAUACUACUUGAUGUUCAAAUUUGAUAUUGGACAGAAGAUGAUUGCUUGUCUCAUUGGUUUUUUCUGGUCUAUAACCUGUUGCUUGAUUUAUUACCACAACCUACCAGUAGCAUAUCCGUACUACGCACAAUACCUGCCCUUAGAACUCUUGAUGUCUUCGUACGACCUGUAUGUUUUGUAUACUUCCCUCUACAUAAACUUUGGAAGUUACGGAGUUGGUCUCUUGUUUGGAAAUUUAUUCCACCGUUACAAAAAUCAUACUUUUGCCUCUAGUAAAGUAGUAUCUUGUUUGUGGUUGCUGCUAUUUUUUGGUCUACCGACCAUCGCUGUCUACGGCACACUUUUUGAAUAUUCGAGACUGACAACUGCACUCUUGGGACCCACUUUGAAACCACUGUUUUCUUUAGGAAUCGCGAUAGGGAUGUUCGGCAUGAUCAGCAGAAUGGGUGGAGGAAUCAUCAAAUCGAUAUGCGAAUGGAGAUUGGCGGAGUUUGUAGCCAGGUGGUCAUACAGCACGUAUAUGAUCCACUUCUUCGUAGUUUUCGGGCGACACCUCCUCAAAGGAGGCAUAGAAGAUAUAUCAGAUAAGAGUCUGAUAAAAACGGCUGUUUUGGACAUAAUUCAAUCAUUCGUUGCUGGUCUAGUAGUGCAUCUCAUCAUAGAACGUCCUAUGGCCAAUGUUUGUUCAUGCUUUCUCUCCAAGAAAACGACCAAGAACAAGAAACUGGGAAAUCAGAAAGUAAAGUUAUAAUAAAUGGGAAACUGUAUUUUUUUUUGUACCAUCAGGAAGUUUUGGUUCUGUGCUUGUUCAGAACAUCAGAAUAGAUUCAAACAACAAGUGGUAUGUCAAGUAGAGAAUACAUGCACCAAGAAAAUGAAUGAUUUGAAUAAAAAUUCGAAACAUUCACCUCUCAGAAAGAUCUAGCAAACACAUCGGAAAACCAUUUCUAUUCAGAUAGAUACCACGGCGGAUAUUUCUAUUAUUUCCGACUGACAUUUGUGCCUUCCAGUGUCUGGUGGUCAAUUAUAUUUUUCAUACAUGUUAUUUAUCAUGUCCAUAUGACGUUCUUCAACGUACUCAGAAUUUCCAUCACAUUUUGUAUAUAUUUUGCGAAACAUCACUAUGAUUAAAGGUCAUGUUAUGUUCUUAGAAAUUGGGGACUUAUCGUCUCGA